Messenger RNA from Talpa occidentalis (Iberian mole), 1763 nucleotides. RefSeq lists its product as uncharacterized. The transcript has 2 exons. Bases 398 to 1303 code for a protein of 301 amino acids. The record is from RefSeq and is a predicted model, not a curated record. NCBI's taxonomy places the organism in Eukaryota, Metazoa, Chordata, Mammalia, Eulipotyphla, Talpidae.
AUCGAACCGGCGCCGCAGAGGCCCCGGGCAGCCUCGCAACCCAGCGCUCAACCGCUGUGCCACCGGGGAGGCCCCGGUUUUGUUUUUAAUUUUUUUAAUAUUUUUUUAAAGAUUUAUUUAUUUAUGCACACAAGAGCUGGGGUGCAGGCCAGAGGUGCGGGGUGAGAGGACUCCCCAGAGAAAGUAGGGAGCAGAACAGGCAGAUCCACUGAAACCCACGGCUGAGGGGAGCAGCGGGAGACAGGAGGGGUCUGCCGCGCCCUGGGGGUCACUCCCUGGCCGGGGAUGGACUUGUGCUGCAGAGGCUGCCCACAGCUUCGGAGAGGCCCCCUCCUUCGUCCCGGUGCUCCCUGGGACGGCUGACGGCUCCGGCUGGAAACCUGUGAGCUGCCAGCCAAUGAAGUGGACACCUCAGGAUGAACACACGGCAGAGACGCCCACCGCCUCGAAGGCCCUCCCAGAGGCUCUCAGCGGGAGGAAGGCGCGAGAGGGUGUGCGUGGAGAAGGCUCGCGGGCGUCCAGUCCUGGCAGGGGCCGGGCGUGGGGGCCGCUCCCGUGGGUCAGUGACACUGACAGGGCGUCCCAGUGGGGCAGGCGGAGCAGGAGGAAACCUGAGGAAAUAAUGGCCGUAGAUUUUGCAGAUUUGGUGACAUUAAUCUACAGGUUCGAGAAGCCAGCACUUCCCAGACAGGAGCCCAGAGGAAACCAGGCCUGGACACGCCGUGGCUCGCCGCUGCAGAGGGACAGUCUGAAUGAGGCCGGGUUGGUGGCCGGAAGCCGCGUGUGCCGGUCAGAGCGACAGCCCGGCCAGAACCACCUCGGAGUGAGGAAGGCGCCAGACAAGAAGGGACUUGAGUGUCCACCCGCUGCCGUGGACACGGCCGGGGUCGGGGGUGGUGCCGGCACGCAGAGCCGCGGUGGCUGUCGGGGUGGGUCUGUUCCAAGCGCCUCACGUCUGUGCCUGUUUUACGCAGACACUUCCUGGGGGGUCGGGCAAGGCAUGUGGGUGUCCGGCCCAGCCCAGGGCUCCCACUCUACUCUGUCAGGGCAGGGCUGGCCGGCACACGAAGCCCCGGGUGGCCCUGCGGACGCAGACAUACCGGGAACACCGCAGAGGCGUCCAGGCACCUUGGAAGAAGGCGGGAGGGGACAGGAACAAAGAGAGAAACCGGAAGCAGUUACACGGCAGGCCAAGGCCGGCAGGCCACUGGCGUGGACAGUCCCCACGCAGCUAAGGACAGAGACAUCAAGCGGGGCCUCACACCCUCUCUGCUGGAAGGAACCACUGUGUGAAGCAGGAUGAGGUUAAGAGUCAAAGGUCGGGGAGCUGCGCCGAGGCAAAUGGCGGACAGAGCCGCGGCUGCGAGGUGCUGCCGGUCCGUCUCCCUCACCCGAAACUCGGGGCAGGACUCAGGGAACCCCACACCCCGGUGUCACGCCCGUGGGAGCGAGUCCACCCGCCAGCCCAGUGGACCUUCUGAGGACCUUUCGUCCUCAGACAAGGAGAAACUGCUCCAGAAGCCGCCGGCCCGCCAGGCCCACGGGCUCUGGGAGGGCACAGGGUGCCGGGAGUCACGGGGACCCCACAGGACGCUUGGGAACGGAUGGAAAGGGAACGAAUGUAACGUGGCGUCGGGGUGCGCCUGGAGCCGGGCUCGCUGGGAAGUCGCUGACGGUAAAUGCUGAUGUCACCAAAGAGCCUCACGUCGAUUUUUUUUUUUAAGAUUUGUUUAUGCUGCAAGAGCUGGGGUGCAGGCCGGAGG